Paramisgurnus dabryanus is the source of this 7161-nucleotide messenger RNA. RefSeq names its product thyrotropin releasing hormone receptor 2 (gene trhr2). Gene Ontology annotation, cellular component: membrane. Gene Ontology annotation, molecular function: thyrotropin-releasing hormone receptor activity. Lineage: Eukaryota; Metazoa; Chordata; Actinopteri; Cypriniformes; Cobitidae. The record is from RefSeq and is a predicted model, not a curated record. Gene Ontology annotation, biological process: phospholipase C-activating G protein-coupled receptor signaling pathway.
UCUGGUUUAAAGGACUUGCAGUUAAAAGAGUGCAUUUACUAGCGCUUCUUCGCAAGGUUAUGUCAAUUACUUCACAUCACUGCAUUCUGUUUUUUCAUCUGGGGUUUACAUCUGAGCCUUCAUGCGAGGUGGUUUUCAGUGCAUCGGUUUCACACAGCAAGAAUGACGUCUGGGUGAUCGACUGGAUGGACAAUUGUAUUACCAGGUGAAAAAAGAAACUGCGAGAAAAUUAGCCUCUGGUUUUAAAUGAGAUGCCUUUAAUGGAGGGAUACUUUUACAGUUUAACACAGAAGAAAUAAUGGGUUGCAGUCUGCAGAGGAACAUCCUUUCACAGUCGAAGGCUAGAAAAUGAAACGACAUACCUAAGAAAAAAGACCAUUAGUAAAAUCUGGAACACAAUAGAUCAUUCAUUUGCACACCGAAAGAGUAAAUUCUCCUUCCCUCUGCACCAUUUCUUUCUUACUCUCUGUGUGUAAACACACAUACUCAUACACACGCCAAAAACACAAAUCAUGCCAGAAAAUGUGAGCUCCAGAAUGGACACACCCACAAACAUCUCCCUGGUGGGACCCGGUGAUGCCGUUUCCGAGUCCCUGGAGUAUAAAACAGUUUCUGUGUUUUUGGUGUUGCUGGUCUGUGGGGUGGGAAUUGUGGGAAACAUCAUGGUUGUGCUGGUGGUUCUUACCACGCGACACAUGCGUACACCCACCAACUGCUAUCUGGUGAGUUUGGCGGUGGCGGAUCUGAUGGUUCUGGUGGCUGCAGGUCUGCCGAACAUCUCGGAGAGCCUGAUGGGCACCUGGGUGUAUGGGCAUGCCGGGUGCCUGGGCAUCACCUACUUUCAGUACCUCGGCAUUAAUGCAUCCUCCUGUUCGAUCACAGCCUUCACGGUGGAAAGGUACAUCGCCAUAUGUCACCCAAUGAGGGCACAAACUGUCUGUACGGUGUCUCGAGCCAAGCGCAUCAUUGCUGGGGUUUGGGCCUUUACCUGUGUCUACUGCAUGCUUUGGCUCUUCCUAGUGGACAUCCAGGUGGACACCGAGGGGCGUGUACAAUGUGGUUACCGUGUCUCUCGAGACCUCUACCUGCCCAUCUAUCUCAUCGACUUCGCCAUCUUUUACGUCAUCCCUCUACUUCUGGCCAUUGCCUUAUACGGUCUCAUCGCCCGAAUCCUUUAUUUAAACCCUCUACCCCACCCACCCAACUCGGGAACCAUAACUGCCCCCACUCUCAGGAGGAGCUGCAAAGAUCCAGCAGAUGCCAGUAAGGCAGGUCGCCAAGGACGUCCGAAGACUGCGCUCUCCUCCCGGAAGCAGGUCACUAAGAUGCUAGCAGUGGUGGUGGUGCUGUUCGCCCUGCUAUGGAUGCCGUACAGAACCCUGGUUCUUAUUAACUCAUUCGUAAGCACGCCCUACCUAGACGCCUGGUUCUUGCUCUUCUGCCGGAUCUGCAUUUAUGCCAACAGUGCGAUCAACCCUGUGGUUUACAACCUGAUGUCCCAGAAGUUUCGUUCGGCCUUCCGCGGGCUGUACCGCUGUCAGAGGGAGGACGGACAACAUCGGACGCUCUCCAUGCUCCAAAGUGGAUGCAGCCUAAGAGACACCCGACCCUGUAACAAUACCAAUGGCACCAGAAACACACUGAAGAAAAAUGGUUCAAGCUCCCCUAAGCAAAACCAAAACAAACUCAACGACAUAGAGAACACCCUAACAACAAGCGAUGAUGUAACAAACGAGACAGAUCCAAAUGUACACAUCGGGAACACUGCUAGCGAUAAAAGCCAAACCUCAGAAGACAAGGAGAUGUCUACACUGAAAGAUGUGGACAGGAGUGAGAAUACUGAUAAUGGUAAGAAUACGGAGAAAAGCGAGGCUACUAUUCAAGAUAUCAUCGCUGACAUGGGAAGCACAGAGGAGAUGCUGAGCUCUGCCACACUGGAAAAAACUGAUCAGAAUGACAGAGAGCUGAUUCAUAGCCAUGUAUAGAUCACUAGUACUCAAUAUUUUCCUUAUUUACUGCAUGCGGAGAAUGAAAAGAGAUCCAAGAGGACAAAAAGAGGUUUGAAAUUGCGAUGUACGUCCUUAGCUGUCGUGUUCUCUCUCCAGUGAAGGUGGCAAAACUGACAUGCCUCCUUUUCAGAGAGACACACACAUGGCAUGCUCGAUUUGGGCAAAUGAUCACAAUGCAAUUCAAACUAUGAUAAAUAUUUGACAAAGUGUAUUGCAGCUGCUCAGAUAUAAAGACUAGAAGAACAAAAAGGCAUAAAAGUGCCCCGUAAGACUAAAGCACAAAUGAGACCUCUUUAAUGUCUCUUUUUUUAAUGAGUCUUUAAAAGAUUCAGUCAGUUUAUCUCAAAGAACUUCACCCAAAAAAAUACUGAGUAACAGAGCAUAAAGAUUAACUAUAUAUUUAAUUCAGUUUUAGCUCAAUUUAUUCAAGACUUUAAUUUGAUGAAUUUAAUUCACACUCCAGUCUGUGCUGUCUUUUCUCAUCAUAUAAGUUGAUUCCAACUGAAUGAGAAAAAACAAAUCUUACCACCAAUCCAGCUUUUAAAGCAACAUCCCUGAGUUGUCCUCAAAAAACACUGAGGAACUUGGCAGGUGCUUUAGGGCAUGAGAUCCAUUCGGAUGCAUUCAACCAACUAUAAGGCCCAGAGACACUUCUGUGUUUUUCGCUAACACAGCACAUGUCCCAUACAGUAGCUGGAUGUAUUGUCUAGCCAUUUGUUUCAUAAAAACUGAAAUACACUCAACUCCCUGUAUGGCUAGAGGUAUGCUAAGCUUUUUAGACCCCAUUUAUGACCUCAUAAAGAUGAGUAGAUUAAGGCAUUCAUUUGUCAGGUGUAGUUAUUCACUUAUUUCUGUAGAGAGCAGAGAGAGCCGAUGGUUUCUGUUGAAGCAAGCAGAGGACUGUUUACACCUGGUAUUAAGGGGCUGUUUAUACCUGGAAUUAAGAUUGUUUUUUGUCGAUCGGAUUACACAUGGUAUUUUAAUCCUUUUCUUUUGUCUACUUUUGACCGCUUCUGCCCUGAUUACUUUUAAGGGAAUGCCCUUUGGAGAUUGUGGGCGAGUACCUUGCUUUUGUUUAAACGUGAGCGGGAGAAAUGACGAAUUGAAAUCGAUGCAAACUAAGGCCCUAGCCGUUUUCUCAAUGUCAAGGAAGGAUCCUCGGAAGCCCGUAUUUCGAGGAUUCCACGUCAUCGACGUCCAUCGAAGGACUGUUCCAAUGUCGAGGAUCCUCGGAAUUUCAGCCAAGGACUGAGUCCUUCAUUCAAGAAAUAUUCCAUAUACAGGAAAGGAUGCAUAUGUGUAUCCUUUGGCGCUGACAUCACCCCUAAUCCUAUGCGCGCAGCACCGAAAGCACACCUUUCAUUGACGCAAUGACGUGCACUUGCUAGCCUGUUCCAUUUACGUGUUCUUCAAAUGCUUAAGAGGAGCCUCGCCUAGCCUCUGAAGGAAGUGACUUGUAAGGACUAGUCCUGCCAAGGAAGUAUCCUUGACAUUGAGAAACGGCCCCUGUUUACACGAGAACACUCAAGGGUGAAAACGUAAAAAUAUUUUAUCGGAUGUUCAUUUCGUUUACACAGUGACAGCAUUUUUGGGGCUUAAAAACGCAAAAAAGUGAAACCACCCUCCAGAGUGGAAAUCUUAAAAAUGCUCUACAGUCACGUUCCUGUCUAUAGGGUAAAAACGCAAAAGUCUGCUCAGGGUGGCUCUCGUCGCUUCUCUUUCCAGCAGUUGUACGGAAUAUUGACAGCUAGUAUUACUGAUGAUGAGGUGCAUUAAUUACAUCUAUAAAAUUGUUGAUGCGCCAAUUCGUCAGAGGCAAACCAGGCAGCUUUGGACGAGACCUAGGAGAACAAGGAAGAAGGUUGUAUGCAGGUGCACAGACUUCAUGUUGUUGUGUGUCAGUGCUUCACAUUGCCAUCUAGCGGCCUGGAGGGCAUACUACAUCGAAUAUCACACACUUUUGCAUCACCAUAUUCACGCAGUUUUCCCCCCAAAACGUUCGUAUAAACAUUGAUAAAAAUUGAUAAUGCAACACUACUUUUGCAUUUUCUCUUCAGAUCGUUUUCGUGUAAACGUAGCCUAAUAUUAUGUCAUAUUACCACAGUGUGUUUUCAACUACCUCUGAAUGUGGUCAAAAGUGGACGAGCUCAAAACUUUUUACUUCUUGUUUACACAUGUAUUUAGUGUCGUAUACUUGUGAUUAGGGCUGCACGAUGUGAGGAAAAGUUGCGAUGUGCGAUGACAUUAUUUGAUGUUGCGAUGACGAUGUGAGUUGCGAUAAAUAUUUUAUAUUUUUUCAUGUUUUAGGGGCCAUUCACAUGUCGCACCUAAAAACGCGUGGAAAACGCUAAUACGUAGGUUAUUGUGACAUGACCUGCACGCUGCACUUGUGUCGAAAAGUUUAAAUGUUUUUGAGAUACCUGGAAAUAACGAGCGCGUCGCACCACGUGCGAGUCGCGACCGCGGCGCUUUCAGAGCGCACAUACAUUUGAAAUAAUGAACUUGAGCGCGCAAUAGACGCAAUAUGUGAAUCACUGCUUCCACAGUACCUGUGUUUGCGGCGUCAUCUCUCCUAAAUCCAAAAUAAUUCCAUGAUAUAGCUGAAGUGCUGUUCCUUUUCACCACAAGGUCUUCGUCUGACAACACAUCUUCCUCACUCUUCUCUCCUUUCUCGCCAUCGUUUUUGCUAACAGGCACAGCGUCGCAACUGACACCUCACAAAUCAAUCUGAGCGUAGCUGACUUGGGGGUUCCCCUGAUUGGCAUAAUAGCAUGAACGCGCAAACCAUCCGUGCGUCCCAAACUGCCUACUUCCAUACUAUAUAGUAUGCAAAGAGUAAGAGAAGUAGUGCUUUUCUCCUACUAUAUAGUAUGGAAGUAUGCGGUUUGGGACGCAGGGCAUGUCUUCAGGACUAAACGUGAUAGGUCAAACGUUUAUUACAUGCGCUUACCGUUUUCCCUUCAUUCAUCGCGUCAAGGCUGUCUGUUGCGAUGUGUUCAUCGUGUGAGUUCAUAUCGCGAUGACGAUGAAAAUUCGAUGUAUCGUUCAGCCCUACUUGUGAUCCGAUCAACCGAAAUGCAUCUUAAUACCAGGUGUAAACCGCCUUUUUAAGAUGUGUUUUGGUCGUUUGGAUCACAAGUGGAUGACACUAAAAAUGGGGUCUAAAACGUUUUAAGCUCGUCCACUUAUGACGACAUUAAGAGGUAGUUGAAAUGCAUUAGACUGCUUUUGUGGUGUAGAUGCGCACGUAGUUAAAUGUGUUCAAACAGCCACAAGAGACUGCCUACUCUCCACAUAUGUGAUUUACAGAGCACAUUAUUUUUACAUAAGACCUGACUUCUAGCGCGACAAGCAGGGUUCAGCACUAUCUUUAGGCUUUCAUCGAUAUAACUAAAGUGACUGCUCUCUGUCUAUUUUAUUUUGUUGCAUUUUGUGAGUGUUUGAAAGUUACGCAAGCUUAUACAUGUGAAAUAAAAUAAAUGUGAUAUGAAAUCACAUUUUAUAAAUUUGAUAUGAAAUAUCAGAGAAAGCUCUUAAUAUAUAUGUGCAAAACACUGUGCAGCAACACAAGCAGCGGACUCUGACAUAAUAUUAGUUUGCAUCAAUUUAAACCUAUUAUUCCUCCUGCUCGCAGUUAAACAAAAGCAAAGGGACUUGCCCACAGACACCCCCUUAAAGUAAUCAUGACAGAAGCUGUCGAAAGCAGACAAAAGAGACAGAAAUAAAACACCAGGUGUUUAACCAAAACACAUCCUAAUGCCAGGUAUAAAUGUCAGCCCACAAUUAAGAAAUGUAAGUAGUUGUAACAUAUACGUAUAUGUCAAAAUGUCAAUCAAAAUGAUUCAUAACUUGUUGAUUGAUGACCCCUCCUUUAUGACUUUUAGCUGUCAAUCAAGUAAUUGUUGGCAUUUUUUAUGGUUUGCAUUUUUAUGGAGUUAUGAUAGUGUCAGUCAUGUUCAGUGGCUGCCGGUGACUUCUUUUUUUAAGGGCACUUGAUGCGUAGUUCGUCACAACAUGUAUUUAGCUGUCAUGUGUGUGGUUCCUUUUUUCAAAAUAUGUGUUCUGUGCAUCGAGAGAGUCUGUAUGCAUCACGUGUCUUGUCAAAAUAAUUGCCUGUUUCAGAUGCGUCUAAAGGGUUUAUGAUAAAAGAGACGCUCGCAUUUGCCAGAUACUUGCAUAAUCUCAUGUGUAAUCAUAGUUUACUGUUAAAGGCACACAAGGCAAGUCUGAGUAUUAUUUCUCUACUAGCUCCCCCUAGUGUCUGGGAGUAAAUGCGUUCUAUAUCUAAGACUAUACGAGACUGAAGGACACCGGGUCGGAUACAGCGAACUUGCAAGUGGGGUAUUCUUCCUACAGACGGUAGGGGCGGGCGAGAGAGUCUUCAUUCGUCAUGUAAUGAGUCAUUUAACCAUAUACCGACUUACGAAGAUGAUUUAUUAACAUAAAAAUGCUCCCUUGUGUCCCUUUAAGGGAGUGUCUUGCGUGUAUUUUGUGAACAUGAGUGUCUCUUUUAUUAUAAAAGGUUUUGACGCGUGUGCAGCAGGCAAUUAUUUUGAUGAAACACAUGAUGCACAUGGUUUACAUGACGCAACAAACACAUCUUUUGAAAUAUGAGCAACACACAUGACACUCCGAACACUUAUUUUGAAUUUGCGCCCCUCGGAUGAGCAGUCACGAGCCGCCACUGGUCAUGUUUGACUGUCAUUCUUAUGACCUGUUCUGUGUGUGGUCUGACCCCCACCAACAUAUUGCCCUUGUCUGAAUGUUUUGACAUGGUGAAUAAAUGUUUAUUUUGUGUGUGGGUGUUUGUGACCCCCCACCACCAUUGUCCUGCUGAUGGUUCUUGCUUUCCUCCUCGACCCCCAACAUUUAUUUAUUUACCUUGUCAACACAUUCAGAACUAAUUACACCCAUCACAAACUUAAUGGGGGGUAAGGAAGGAAGACAUAUCUGUUACAACAGGGCAAUUGUGGUGGGGUGUUAGACCACACAAAGGAACAGGUCAUAAGAAUGACAGUCAAACAUGAUUGACACUAAAAUAACACCAUAAAAAUGUAUAUUGUAUAUAAGUAUAAUAUACUUGAUUGACAGCUGAAAGCCAUAAAAUAGGGGUCAUCAAUCAUUUUGAUUGACAGUUUUACAUACAACUUCC